This is a messenger RNA of Ctenocephalides felis (cat flea), 1490 nucleotides long. Its product is annotated as hemicentin-2-like. The transcript has 8 exons. Gene Ontology annotation, biological process: dendrite self-avoidance; homophilic cell-cell adhesion; axon guidance. Lineage: Eukaryota; Metazoa; Arthropoda; Insecta; Siphonaptera; Pulicidae. Gene Ontology annotation, molecular function: cell-cell adhesion mediator activity. The record is from RefSeq and is a predicted model, not a curated record. Gene Ontology annotation, cellular component: axon; plasma membrane. The coding region runs from base 195 to 1490 and encodes 431 amino acids.
AAAAAAUAUAUUAAAUUAAAAUUGUGUUUAAUUUAUCAUUAUAUUCAAUAAUAAAAUUUAUAGUCCGAGUUUAAUUCCCCUCCGCCAUAAACUGUGUCUGUUUACCAUUGGAUUUAUAUCAGCCCAUAGUGAUAGUGUAUGAAUAUUAUUUUACGUAUUUUCGUAAGUUUUAUUGUUUAAAGUUCUGUGCAAAAAUGGAGUUGACGAGGAUUCUGGUUUUAACGCUGUUUAUUGGAUGUCUUUCAGUACAAGUUCUUUCGGCGCCACAAUCAAAGAAGCACAAAGCAACAUCGGAAACUUCUGCUGCAGAAGAUUAUCCUGAAGAAGAAUAUGCCAAUGAUGAAAAUGAAGAUGACUACGAGAGCGAAGAAGAAACUUUGGAGGUCCACAGACCAUUCCUUCCUCCUGUGCCUGUCGAUGCUGGAGGUCCUAUACGAACUGCCUCAGGGUUGACGGUGGAAAUGCCUUGCAAAUUCUUGAAUAGAGAAAGUUACGUAACGACAUGGAAACACGAUGGAAACACUUUGACUGCCGACGACAGAAUGCUUUACCAAGAUGUCCGUUACACAGUGGACAAAGACUUGAAACUUACGAUUCAUAAAGUUUUGCCACAAGAUUCCGGAAAGUUUGAAUGCAUUGUCGAAGAUAAAAUUAUCCACUACGACCUGGAAGUCGAAGGUCCACCAAAAGUAGUAAGAGUGCAUCCUGAUGAAAACCAUGCACAAAUCAAUGAAGGAGAUGAACUGGAAAUCAAAUGUGAUGUGUCUGGAUUCCCGAAACCUGACAUUUUCUGGUCUAGAAAGGGAGAAAACAUAACUGCUGCUACAUUACGUCAACACCAUGGUGAAUUCCGCGAAUAUUCCAUCUACUUCCCUAAGGCUUCCAGACAUCUUGGUGGAAACUAUCAAUGUAUGGUAGACAACGGUAUUGGAAAGGAUUAUGCCACCGUCAGGAUUCAAAUUAGACAUAAACCAGAAAUCCACGUGCCCCAGCAUGUUCACCAUUCCGAGGAAGGUUAUGCAGUUAAACUUUUCUGCGAUGUAUACGCCAUGCCCGCAGCCAAAGACUGGAACUUCACUUUAUCUCGUGAACAUCACCAGGACGCAGUCAGGAAUAGCUCUGAUAAACACGUCACCAUGAUGCCAAGACACGACGGACGUGGACAUCGUCUGGAGUUGAGAAUCGACCAUGUCAGCGACAAAGAUUUUGGAAACUACGCUUGUGUUGUAUCGAAUCAAGUUGGCACAACCACAAGCAGACAUAUCAUUUUGACAAGGAGACCAGCUGCUGAAUGGCUAGGAGAUGUCAUCAUUGAUGAGGAAGGAAAUGCUGAUGUGAGCUGGAAAGUACACAGCAUCUCACCUUUGGUACAUAUGAGAUUUGCAUUGUUGGACCAGGGUUCUAAACUUGAGGUAAAUAUUGUUAAUCCAAUUAUAUCGUCAUAUAUCAGGAAUUUGAGAGAAAGAUCUUCAAGACUUAGAGAUUGGUGA